Ostrinia furnacalis (Asian corn borer) is the source of this 5414-nucleotide messenger RNA. RefSeq names its product Na[+]-driven anion exchanger 1 (gene Ndae1). The transcript has 14 exons. Lineage: Eukaryota; Metazoa; Arthropoda; Insecta; Lepidoptera; Crambidae. The coding region runs from base 390 to 4025 and encodes 1211 amino acids. Gene Ontology annotation, cellular component: plasma membrane. Gene Ontology annotation, biological process: bicarbonate transport; monoatomic anion transport; regulation of intracellular pH. Gene Ontology annotation, molecular function: solute:inorganic anion antiporter activity; sodium:bicarbonate symporter activity; monoatomic anion transmembrane transporter activity. The record is from RefSeq and is a predicted model, not a curated record.
CUCAGUGGUGGAAAAUGUAAUCAAAAUACCUAUAAAUAACUUAAUAGCAGUGACUGUUAAAGCUUUAAAAGAUUAAAUUACUAUUUGGUAAUUUUCUAUUAAAGAAGUUUACCUAAGUCUAAUCGAAAUGUCACGUCAAUCGAAACAUUCGAUAAAGAAAAACGAUUUCGAAUCACAUCUGGAAUAAUCCAUCGCUUUGAAGACUUGACAUAAAGUUGUGUAAAUACAUUUUAUAAAUAAAACCGAAUGAAGAAUUUAUUAUUGAAAAUAUUUCAAAACCUCAAAGACUUACGAGGUAGUAAGGUGUAUUUUUCUUUGCACCUGUGUACUCGUGAAAACAGAUGUUUCAGUUUGAAAAUCCAAUUGAAGUGUAGUGAUUUAUAUCUGAAAUGGUGUACAAAAGUGUUUACUUCAAGGACUAUCCUUACGAGUAUUUGCGAUGCAAGACUGAUGUGCUGCCGUGGAAUAUGGAGACCAGGGCUGAUGAUGAAGAGGCUCCCACUGACCCAGCUGCGAGGAAACAAACCCAUCACGAUUACACUGAACAGGAUUUUGAAGGGCACCGGGCUCAUACAGUCUUCGUUGGGGUCCACGUGCCGGCCCGGCGACACUCCCAUAGGAAACACAAGCACCACCAUCGCAAUGGGGAUAAGGAUGCUGACAGGCCAGGACCCCCUAUAAUGGCUCGCGUCAGAAGAUUGAGCGUCACGGAUGACGGCGAAACAUUAACACCACCAGCGCAAAGAGUACAAUUUAUACUUGGUGAGGAUCUUGACGAUGGCACCCUCGAAUCGCAUCCCCUGUUUUCUGAGAUGGAAGAGCUGGUUAAGGAUGGAGAUGAACUGGAAUGGAAAGAAACAGCACGAUGGAUUAAAUUCGAAGAAGAUGUGGAGGAAGGUGGCAAUAGAUGGUCGAAGCCUCACGUGGCUACGUUAUCUCUUCACUCACUCUUCGAACUCCGAAGCCUAAUACUAAACGGAUCAGUAAUCUUGGAUAUGGAAGCGAAUUCUUUAGAACAAGUAGCCGAUCAUGUUCUGGACAGCAUGGUAGCUGACGGAUCUUUAGGAUAUGAUAGUAGAGAGAAAGUGAAAGACGCUUUGCUAAGAAGACAUAGGCAUCAACAUGAGAGGCGAAAUCACAAUAACAUGUCACGACUACCUUUAAUCAGGUCGCUUGCUGAUAUUGGACGGAAUCAUUCUUCUUGUAAAAAUUUGCAGGAAGGUGGCUCUCGACGCUCCAGUGCGAGGAGUUGUCGGGGGUCCACCUCUUCGCCCCAUACUGCUCUUCUUCAAGCAUCUGAUGCCAGAGGCUCGUAUCUGGCAGUGCCCGGUCAGGCGAGCGAUUGGAACGGUUCCGGCCAUGAUGAAGGUAUGGUGAAAAGCCCCAGUAGUCUUUCAAUGCAAAGAAACCAUAGUUCUGGUGAUCUACCAAUGAAUGGCGAUAUAAACCACAAAAGCAACGUGAAUUUUAUGCGUAAGAUACCACAAGGGGCUGAAGCUUCUAACAUAUUAGUCGGUGAAGUAGACUUCCUUGAAAAGACUCUCUCAGCUUUCGUCAGACUUAAAACUGGAACUAUAAUGGGAGAUCUUACAGAAGUACCAGUACCGACUCGAUUUAUGUUCGUGUUAUUAGGACCACCGAACAGUAAUUCUAGUUUCCACGAAAUCGGACGGGCAAUGGCUACGUUGAUGUCGGAUGAAAUAUUUCAUGAAGUUGCCUACCGCGCAAAAAAGAGAGAUCACUUGCUAGCUGGUAUAGACGAGUUUCUGGAUGCUGUAACGGUCUUACCUCCCGGAGAAUGGGAUCCAGCAAUACGUAUUGAACCUCCUGCUGCUAUCCCUUCUCAAGACCCCCGAAAACGGCCAAAUGAUAAUAAUCCAAAAGACGAACCUGAUGAAGAAGAAGAAGAACAGAGACAGAGAGAAGAAUCAGGGUUAGCAAGAACUGGAAGACUGUUUGGAGGAUUAGUUAAUGAUCUAAAAAGGAAAAGGCCCUGGUAUUGGUCGGAUUUCAAAGACGCAUUAGCAUUACAAUGUAUAGCUUCGUGGAUUUUCCUCUACUUUGCUUGUCUAUCUCCUAUCAUAACCUUUGGAGGCUUGUUAGGAGAGGCAACUGGAAAGAACAUGGCAGCCAUGGAAUCUCUCGUAUCAGGAUUCGUAUGUGGCAUGGGCUAUGGGUUUUUUUCAGGACAACCUUUGACAAUUUUAGGAUCUACAGGGCCUGUACUAGUAUUCGAAACUAUAGUGUUUGAAUUCUGCCGACAGCUGGGUUGGAAUUACAUGUCAUUUAGGUUUUGUAUUGGAACAUGGAUAACCAUAAUAUUGAUAAUUCUGGUAGCAAUAGAUGCGAGUGCAUUAGUCUGCUACAUCACGAGGUUUACCGAAGAAAACUUUGCCACUUUAAUCGCGUUUAUAUUUAUUUACAAGGCAGUGGAAAAUGUAAUUUCUAUCGGCAAGAAAUACCCUCUAAAGACACGCCCUGAUGAAGUUCUCAAUUAUGAGUGCUACUGUUUACCAAGUAAUUACUCCAGAGUGCCCGAGCAGUUUAAUUGGUCGUUAGUCGACAAGGAGUCUUGUCAGCUUUAUAAUGGUACUCUGGCAGGAGGAGGAUGUGAUACGAAAGUUUACGUGCCGGACGUAUACUUGAUGUCGAUCAUUUUAUUCUUGGGAACUUUUACGAUAUCAAUCAUUUUAAAGGACUUCAAAAAUUCUUUAUUUUUCCCAUCUAAGAUCCGACAAGUCAUCAGUGAUUUUUCUGUAAUUAUUGCAAUCUUAUCAAUGUCCUUCUUAGAUUACAAAGUGGGUGUUAAAACACCAAAACUCGAAGUGCCGUCUGAAUUUAAGCCUACUCUCCCGACACGAGAAUGGGUCAUAACACCAUUUAAUGGAAACCCUUUUUGGUCCGCCAUCAUUGCUAUAUUACCAGCACUUUUAGGCACAAUAUUAAUAUUCAUGGACCAGCAAAUAACUGCUGUGAUAGUCAAUAGGAAAGAGAACAAAUUGAAGAAAGGAUGUGGCUAUCAUUUGGACUUGUUCGUCUUAGCGAUCUUGAUACAGAUUUGCUCGAUUAUGGGGUUGCCAUGGUUUGUGGCGGCUACAGUUCUAAGCAUCAACCACGUGAACUCCUUGAAAGUAGAAUCUGAAUGUGCAGCUCCAGGAGAAAAGCCCCAAUUCUUAGGAGUAAGAGAGCAAAGAGUGACCCAUAUUUUGAUAUUUUUAACAAUAGGCUGUUCAGUUGUUCUGACUCCAAUAUUGAGCCAUAUACCAAUGCCUGUACUUUUUGGAGUUUUCUUAUACAUGGGGGUUGCAUCUUUGAAAGGGCUUCAAUUCUUUGACAGAAUUCUGAUCAUGUUUAUGCCGCAAAAAUAUCAACCCGAUCACAUGUUCUUGAGACAGGUGCCAAUACGUCGAGUCCACAUUUUCACAGCAAUUCAAUUGACAUGCCUUAUUUGCCUUUGGGUGAUAAAAUCGUUCUCGUCCACCUCUAUUCUGUUCCCGCUCAUGUUGGUAGUAAUGAUCGGGAUCAGGAAAUCCUUGGAUUUCUUUUUUACUCGACGAGAAAUGAAGAUCCUGGAUGACGUAAUGCCAGAAAUGACCAAGCGGAAUCAGGACGAAUUACGGGAGCUGGGAGACGCAGAGGUAACGAACAAAAGCAAUCCUCCGCCGUACCAGGAAAACCUACAAAUCCCGUUGAUCAAUGGUAACAUAAUGAACAUACCAUUAGCGUCAAUAAACAUAUCGGAAGAGGUAAACAAGACGGGAAUAUGGAAACAAGUCAAUAAUGAUAACAAGAACAAAAAAGGCGAAUCGAAGGAUUUCAAACACAAAGGAGGGAAGAAAAAUAUCAAGCACAAGAAACUGAUGUCCAAAACCACACUAUCCGAGAUUGAGAGGCGUCUAUCAACCAUGGAUGAGGCGGAUGAAGAGGAUUCCACGAAGAAUGAAGUAAGACGCAAGGAGUCGUGGAGCGGAAGUAGAAAGAUUGACUCUAGGAAAAAUAGUACAUCAGCUGAAACUUCGGUCUAAAGCAUUUGUAUUUAAAUGUGCCUUCGUGAUAUAACCUCGGGCAUGGCAAGGCUUGAACUGUAUGAAAAAUAGACAAAGCUGAAAGAUGAACUUUGACAAAAAACAUAUUUGCUAACAAAGUCAGUACAUUAUUUACUUUGGUUUUAGUUCUACUGAACUUGUACAGAAAAUAACAAAAAAGUAACUAGUAAGAUCAUCUAUUUUAGUGGCUUGGUGAAGCCUUGAUGAUACAAUUAAAAACACUGGAUUUAGGUAACCAUAUUAUAUGAUAAAAUAUAAUGUAGUCACGAGCAAAUUCUACAAUGUAUUAACUUUGGAAAGUUACUACUUUAGAAGUUGAUUUUCCACCAUAUAAUUAUAGUGUAUGGUGUAGAUUUGAUCACGAUUGUUAUCAAGUACAAUCUCAUACAGAAUUUAAAAUACAAUUCAUUUUAAAAAGUAUGCCAGAGUUUUUAUCAUGACGGUACUUAUAGUAUUUUAUUAUUGCCUUGUAAGACAUAAUACACGCUUAUUCAUAUUAUAUUUUUUUACAUAAACAUUCCAAUCUGCAUAGUUUUAUAGUUAGUAUUAUAUCUGUGGUUAUAGGUACAUUUUGUAAGACAACCUUUUGAGUAGGUAUUUUACUGGUAAUUUGUAACUGUUUUAACCUUGGAAAAUAUGUUUGUUGUAAUAUGUAUUAAUAGAAAUAAUAAAUAACCACCAUUGAAGCUGCGUUUCCACCGAAGAUGUGCGCGAUUUAGGAAUAUAUCAGUACAUUUUUUUUUAUGCAAGACAAGGCAGGUUAUUGACCGCAAUCGCACCUGGUGUUAAGUGAGAUGCAGUCUAGGAUGGUACAUAUUACUUCCAUUUUCUAUGACUUGGUUAGAGCAGCUGUAAUGAAAAAGACUAAAAAAAAGACGAGAGAUGUUUAUGUCAUCGUAAAAUUAUGAACUCCGUCAGAUUAUAAUAUGACGUAGUUAAAUUAUAAUGUAACCUAACCUACGCACGCGUAUAAGGCGAUGUAGUUAGCAAACGCACACAGCUGAACAACAGUCAGUAUACCAACUAGCUUCGAUGAAAAAGGUCCAUAAAAGUUUCCAUGGUACCGCUAAGUAUUUUCCUCGCAUCUUUAAUGGAAACGCAACCCUAAUCAAUUAUUUUUAUAUAGGAAACUUGAAAUUUUAGCACAAACUAUUUAAAUAAUUAUUGUAAUCGUGUACAUACAAUUUAAGGGUGUUAUUUGAAUUAGAAACAGUACUUAACGUAGUUACCAAAAUUAGGUGAUUUAAAAAUGCGUUAGAGACUUGAACAUGCAAUUUCAUAAAAAAUCCUACUUCAAUUAAAAUACUCGAAACGAGCACAGAUAGUCAUAAUAACAUAACAUACUUAUUUACUUUUUAUAGUCUGGUC